UCUUCAAGUAGUAGCAUACUAACCGUUACAGUAUCAACCAACGGCUCGCACAUGCAUAUUCAUUCAAAACAGUUUCAACUUAUUCAGUUGUAUGCACGUCCUUUGCCCGUCCUUACAACAGUGUCACAAGAAACUGUUCGCGUCUAGUUGCUAAACUUGUGAGUGAAAAUCAAACGGAAGGUAAACCAGGGGGUAUAGGGCAGCUGUCCAACAAUUUACUGGUAACUUUUGCUAGAGAGUUAGCCGGUACGAAAAUCCAAACGAGCAAAACAAUGUUUCGUAUACAGGUGUACCUGGUGUGCUUAACGGUGGGCAGUGUCAUCAGUGAUUUACCACCAGGAACAAGGCACAAUACUUAUUUACCACCGGAUCCAACGAAGGGUUACGACUACAACACGCCAUCAGUACCAUUUUCACCACGGCCAACGCCACCAUUUCCCCCGACCAGAGGUACAUUUCCCACUGGCCCAUCCAGACCACCGCCAACCUUUCCAACGGGCCCAGCAAGACCAACCCCGCCAACUGGUAGACCGGGUUACCCAAGCCCCGGCACCCGUCCAACGCCGGUCUUUCCAACGCCAUCCCAACGGCCCACGGGAUACCCAGGCCCCGGUAUUCGACCAACACCAGGUUUUCCGGAUUACACAGGCCAACCGUCCGGCAAUAAUGGAAACACUGUGUCACCUGGACAUGAUCAUCAUCAUGAGCCUGGCAUGCCAUUUGAUUUCAAUUAUGCAGUGAAAGAGGACGCCUUUGGUAAUGACUACUCACAUAAUGCUAUUAGUGAUGGGGAUGUGACGAGAGGAGAAUACCGGGUUCAACUUCCGGACGGACGCACGCAAAUCGUUCGUUAUACGGCAGAUUGGAAGCAUGGAUUUAGCGCCCAGGUUACUUACGAGGGAACCCCACGUCUGGAUCUUCAACGACCAUCGGGCAACUUCAAUAGAGGCUAUUAAACUCCAUCGUCCCAAUUCAAUUCUCCCUAUCCCCAUUCCUUUUCUCCUUGUUUUAAGGCAGUACCAAUAUUUCUUUCUCUUAUUUCGAAUACUACUACUAUUAUUUCAAUUUUCAUUAAAAAACGUGGAGAUAUAUUGAAGAUUGAAUUUGUGGAAAGGAAAAUUGAGUGGGUGAUCGAGAAUGGAAAAUUUAUUAAACAAAGGACAUGAACUCCCAGAACUCGGCCUUAUUACUUAUUCCUGGGGAUGUUAUGCAGCGAAACGAUCGAAUAAAUGUGGAUAAAACUGAGGUUAACGUUGUGACCGAUUUUUCAAAUGCCGAGGAUUUCGCGUUAACUCAUUCAAACAAGAUAAAACCAAACAUGAGUGCUGUUAAAUCCAUUCCAAGGGCUUUAAAUGCCAAUCGCAAUUGCCAAUUUCUCGUGACAACGUGACGUGAAUUUAAUACAAUAGUAACUUUAACACGAUGAUUUCAAACUUCAAUUUGGAACACUGUAGUCAAAUAAAAAAAAAUGAUAUAAAUUGUGCCGCUGCAACAAAUUCGUGGUGAUUAAUCUGCGUCACGAUUCUCAUAUUUCUCUUAUUACUCAUCGGCUUUUUUUCAUUGUACCAGACGUUAAAAUUAUGAGAUCACGAUUACACCUGGAUUUUAACGAAAAAUAUUGUGGGAACGAUUUAUAUCGGCCUUUUCCGCUCUUCGAUAUGAAUUUACGCCGAUACUGGGAUGACCUAUAAAAUCACACCCGAACGCAUACUUCAAUUUAUUAAUGUCCUGAGAAUUAUAUCUCCAGCAUAUUUUGAUAUUAAUAAUUUUUUAUUCUCUCUCUCUCUCUCUCUCUCUCUCUCUCUCUCUCUCUCUCUCUCUCUCUCCGCCCAUUAGCUGUAUACACCCGACGGAAUUGGCCAACCUCGAGAUCGACCUUUGGGUGAACGACAAAACAACAAGUAGGCAACAGUUAUCGCAUUCUGUGCCUGCAAAACGACUCAAUCCCUCCCUUCAUCGAAAACAAUGAGCUACCUUGAACAUUAUUGGCCGUGUGUUGUCGCAACUGUGGCGAGGGCGCGCACGGCAAAGAUGUUAACUCGAGGAGAAAAGACAAACCACAAAGUGAUGGAGAAUCAUUCUAAAGAAAGAAACGAUAAAGUGAGUAGAGACAGAACGAUAGGCCAAAGUGUUGGCCGACACGUGAACUAAUCUACCUGGAGAACUUUACUUUCACUGCUCCGUGGGAAGAUCGAAUCCUCAUUUCAUAAAAAAAAAAAUUCAUUCCGCCAUUCCGUUCUCAUCAAUCUUACGAUACAUGCCUUCUGAAUUUAUGCGUCACACCCCAUUCCCAUCCCUUAUUUUCCACUGAUUAAAAAACACAUCUAUAUAUAUAUAUAUAAAUUUUCAUAUCUAGGUUAUUUAAUUGUACUUACUCAAGCAUGCCUAGAUGGAAUUUAAUGAACAAUAAAAAGCAA
This is a messenger RNA of Fopius arisanus, 2417 nucleotides long. RefSeq names its product extensin. Lineage: Eukaryota; Metazoa; Arthropoda; Insecta; Hymenoptera; Braconidae. The record is from RefSeq and is a predicted model, not a curated record. Gene Ontology annotation, cellular component: extracellular matrix. The transcript has 3 exons. Bases 273 to 956 code for a protein of 227 amino acids.